CAGAUAAAACCAGACAAAGGUUAUGGUCAGUCUCUCCUCCAGGAGAAAGAGAAGAAUCCUCUUUUUCUCCUUGCCAAAAUGGCUACUAAUCUCUCAUUUCGUGCAUACUCCGGGCCGGAUUAUUCAUCAUCUAAAUUCCAAACAUUUACCAGAAACCCUAAUUGCUCUUUCCGUUUCAGAAAAUCAAUCAAAUCAUCAACUCGCAACAAUGUCAAGAUCACCACCCUCGAAAUUUUUUCCCAACAGCAACGAAAACAGCAAAUCAAGCCCUCUAUUACACCUAUUCGGGUCAAGGAUCCUGACCCGGAACUGGACCCGCCUUCUCACUUGCCUUUCUUUAGUUCGCUUUCGCGUCUUACUGGCAGCUUAAGAGGUGGUCUUAGAGUAGAUGAGCUUGGCUUGGAGAUUAUAUCGAUCGCAUUGCCUGCUGCAUUGGCUUUGGCUGCUGACCCGCUCACGUCGCUGGUUGAUACAGCUUAUGUUGGUCAUUUGGGAUCUGUUGAAUUAGCUGCAGUAGGGAUAUCAGCUUCUGUAUUCAAUCUGGUGUCCAAAUUAUUUAAUGUUCCAUUGCUCAAUGUUACGACAUCCUUUGUUGCUGAGGAGCAGGCAUCCAUAUGUAAGGGCUCCGAGGGUUCUAGUCAAAGCGGCAAUGACUGUGAAGUUAAGCGCCAAGGAAAAAAAAUUCUCCCCUCUGUAUCAACUUCGUUAGCUCUUGCAACUGGCAUUGGCGUUGUAGAGGCGGUUGUGCUCUCAGUUGGCUCCAGUUUCUUGAUGAAUAUCAUGGGUAUACCUCUUGUACGUCAAACUAAUCUGAUUGCAACCCGUUUUCUUACCUUGAGGGCCUUUGGUGCUCCAACUAUUGUUAUUGCACUUGCUGCUCAUGGUGCUUUUCGUGGAUUUAAGGAUACUAACACCCCUCUGAAUGCUAUUGGUGCUGGGAACUUAUUGAAUGCAAUACUGGAACCAGUUUUUAUAUUUCUCCUUGAUCUUGGAAUUGUUGGUGCUGCAGCUGCAACUGUGAUAUCUGAAUAUUUGAUAGCUUUUAUUCUUCUCUGGAAGUUGAACGAUGAAGUAUCACUUCUCUCUCCAAAAAUUGAUGGAAAAAGACUCGCUGGCUAUCUAAAGUCUGGUGGUCUUCUUAUUGCUAGGACUAUUUCAGUCGUUGUGAUUAUGACACUAGGAACAUCCAUGGCCGCUAGAGAGGGACCUGUACCAAUGGCCGGUCAUCAAAUUUGCAUACAAGUUUGGCUGGCAGUGUCUUUGCUCACAGAUGCAUUAGCUCUUGCUGGACAGGCUCUCCUUGCCACUGAUUACUCUCAAGGCAAUUUUGAGCAAGCACGCCAAGUGAUUGACAGAGUUCUGCAGAUUAGUUUUGUGACAGGAGUUGCUUUGGCGGUUUCUUUAUUCCUCGGAUUUGGAGCAUUUUCUAGUUUAUUCACAACAGAUUCAGAAGUAUUGGAGAUUGUUCAGUCUGGUACUCUUUUUGUUGCCGGAUCUCAGCCAGUGAACGCUAUUGCCUUUGUUCUUGAUGGACUUUAUUAUGGGGUUUCUGACUUUGGAUAUGCUGCCUACUCUAUGGUACUUAUUGGAUUGAUCUCUUCUAUAUUCUUACUUGUGGCUGCUCCCAUAUAUGGUCUUGCUGGGGUUUGGGCAGGACUGUUUCUCUUCAUGACCUUGCGUGUAGUAGCUGGAUUUUGGAGGUUGGGCAUGAAAAGUGGACCGUGGAAAAUGGUACUGUCCAAGGCGGAGGAGAGUGAAUGAGAUGUGUUUAAGGCUCUAAAUGUCUAGCCAAUGUUAUUGAAAGUUUUCAGAGUCAACAUGGAAAAUGCUUCAGUUACUUGGUGUCCUAUUAUGGUCUCCAAAUGCCUAUCUUUAUCCAAGGAAUACGAAUUGAUGAUCAAAUUGGAUUUUACGCAGCUGACUGAGAGGUUUUAGAAAAUGUAGCUAAUUUGAAGUAACAGAUGCAGCUGAGGGCGUCAAAGGCAAAGAUAUUCAUAUUCUUUUACUGGCAUUUAUUGCUCAUCCUGCAGUGUCUCUAGCAGCAAUAUAGUUCUUUAAAAUGCGUAUUAAAACUGCAAAUCAGAGAAUAGCAUGUGCAAGAUGGUAACAAAUUUGUCUGGACAUGCAUAUCUGUUAUGUAAGAUCAGCUCUGGUAUAUCAUGUGUUUUAGGGUUCAGAGCUGAGGUAUUUUUUCAAAGAAAGAAAAAGGAAGGAUUCACUUUAGACAGAUACAUCAUGUUUGACCUUCAGACUAAUUGCGAGCUGAGACUGAGGAAAA
Messenger RNA from Carica papaya (papaya), 2278 nucleotides. The record is from RefSeq and is a predicted model, not a curated record. Lineage: Eukaryota; Viridiplantae; Streptophyta; Magnoliopsida; Brassicales; Caricaceae.